Sarcophilus harrisii (Tasmanian devil) is the source of this 7868-nucleotide messenger RNA. RefSeq names its product dipeptidyl peptidase 8 (gene DPP8). Gene Ontology annotation, molecular function: serine-type peptidase activity; dipeptidyl-peptidase activity. The transcript is spliced from 20 exons. Lineage: Eukaryota; Metazoa; Chordata; Mammalia; Dasyuromorphia; Dasyuridae. The coding region runs from base 3509 to 6157 and encodes 882 amino acids. Gene Ontology annotation, biological process: proteolysis. The record is from RefSeq and is a predicted model, not a curated record.
CCGGCCUCCCCCGCCGUCCGCCCCUAGAUAACCUCUCACUCCGGAACGCUAACAGUCGCUCCCCCAUUAACGUCCAGUCCCCUCCCCCAACCUCUCCUCGGUCACUCCUCUUCCCCAGCUUGCCCCUUCCUGUCCCACCUCCUACCCAAUGAGAGCGCUGCAUCUGUCCGCCGAGGCUGCUCCGUCCCGAGGCUCUUGGGGCCAAGGGGGGAGGGGAGAACACCUCCUCAUUUUCUCCCUCUCCUUGAUUUCUCAGGCCGGUUUCCUAGUCCGAUCCCUGCCGCGUGCACCCAUUCCUUUCCACCUCCUCCCGUAGGCCUCCGUCGUGCAUCCUCAGGGGGGUCCGAGAUGGGGCUUGCUAUUGGUUCCCCCUUUAAAGAUACCAGUUUGGUGGCCCAGUUCCUAAAAACUGAAGGAAUUGAGACAACAAAGACUGUUUUCUAUAAACUGUGUGUCACCUUUGUAUGAGGGCUGUCAUGGCAUUUUUAAGAUCUUUGCCAGCCUCAGGGUUACUUAUUAACCUUGCAUCUUCUACCUCCCUUGUAGCUUCCUAGUUAGCCUGCAGGUAUCCUGGGAUUGAAUGCAUGGUCAAAUGCAUGGACACAUUUAAAAUAAUAGUUUUUACAUUUACUUCUCUCACCACCCCCAGAGUUUCAACGCCAAUCUUGACAAAUGACUUUUCCAACAAGUAACUUUAAAUGUAUGUAGUUUAGAAAUCGGGAAAAAAGCAGAGGAGUUCUUAACCUGGUAGUAUAGAUAUUCCCUGCUUUCUGUUAACCUCAACCCCUAAAACAUGUCACAUUUCCCAUGUCUAGCAAUACUUAUAGUUUUCUGGUGCUUCUUUCUUCAGUCAUAGCCCCCAAAACAGGGCCUUCUUAUUGAUUAGCUUGAUAAACCUAAUCCUUUUUUAAUUAAUUGAAUCAUUUAUCCAAAAAAAGGAAAGGGAGACAGAGAAAUAAGAUUAUCUUGUGGCAGUCUUUUUCAAUAGAAGAUAAGUAAUAUGUAACAGAAUCAUGAUGCUGUCUUAUUUUUGUACAUUUUUUCAAAAGAGUUCAUGAAUAUCAAUAAAAGAACUUUAAAAUUGUAAUAUACAAAUAUAAGACACUUGCAUUACCUUUAUAUAAAUAGAAUGCCAUUUAACUAGAUUGUGAAAUAGACAUUUUAUUUAUUAAGAAAAGGAACAACUACAAAAUCUUACUGCAUGCAUCCUGAUGGAUAACAAUUCUAGGAAUAACACUAGGAGAGAAGAGUGAUUUACAUAAGAAAUCUUCAUACUGUUGGAUUGUAAGACAAAUAUCAUCGUUACCAUAUUUACAUAAUUUAAACUACUUUUAUUCAGUGACCAGUACUGAUAGGUGAAGGGAGGAAACAUCCUGGUGAGAAGAGUUAAGAGGGAUCUGUGUGCAGAGACAUCUCUUGAAAGAAAAAUUUUUGAAUGUGAAAAUAGGAAGAGAUAAAAUUAGGUCCUUAAAUGGUAAAGUAGGUGAUUAGUGGCAGUAUGAAUAGCUCCACAAACUUUAGUGUUGAUUUUUACAUGUUAAAAACUGUUGCUAACAUAAGGCAAUCUAGGAAACAAUGGAAAUAUGUUAGAGAAUUUAUUUUAAAAACAAGAUAAGAGAGCUUGACAAUUUCAUUUGGGCAGAAGAAAUAUUAAUAAGUCAGAAAAUUGGAGAAAAGCUGAUAACAUUAGAAAUGGUCAAGAUAGCCAUGAGCUGUAUGGACAAUGUUCUCCCAGCACAAAGAAUUAACUAGCUGUGUAGUUGUGGACAAGUCAAUUAACCUCAAAGCCUUAGUUUUCUCUGUGAAAUAUACUACUUACCUGAAGUAUGUGAAAUAUACUACUUACCUUACAUGAAUAUGAGGAAAGUGCUUUGUAAAUCUUAAUAAAUGUGCUAUAAUAGAGGCUGCAUGGUUAGAGAACUGAUUGAGAAACCAGGAAAGUUCAGGUUCCAGUUUUACCUCUGACAUACUUGACAGUGUGACCUCGGUUGAGCACUCUCAGUGCUCUAGGCAACUCUUUUAAGUUGCAGGGAAUGGCCUGAUCUGUAAUAGCUGAAGGAGUUUGCUCAUCCAGAAGUUCCUACCUCUGGAAUUACCACUCUGGGACCCAUACCUUUUAUAGAGCUGGCACAAUACAAUUACAUUUUACUUUUUUGUAUCUUAUUCCUAUAUUUCAUAUUAUUGCUUAGAAAAUGAACUUCCAUGUUGUUAGCUUUGAUUUUAGGCUUUAGCUAAAACUAAGAAGAAAGAUUUUAAGGGAUAAAGUGUUGCUUGUAUUCUAUUCCAUUUUGAACUGAACUGAAGUUGUUAACAAUUAAUAGAAAGUAGGCCACCCCCAUUAGAUGGGUAAGCCACUAUUAUAAUACACUGCUGUGUAUUCAGUAAGUAUUAAUUGAAUUAAAUGACUUGAAUUCCCUGCUGAGUUGCUUUGGAUUUUAAUCAGUGAUCUAGAAGUGAGUACUUAGUUGCUGUACUAUUUUUGAGUACAUGUUGUAUAAUUUAAAAGUUUCUAAUCAGUUUCUCUUGGUAUUCAUUGAAGUAUCAUUAUAUUAUUUCUUUGUAGCAUGUGGGAAGACACAGUGUCCUAGUAGCAAGAGAUUUUUAGACCCAAUUUAUGUGCUGUGAAGGUCUGGCCUUAUAAGUAGACAUACACUGCACUUUAUAAACCACUUUUUGUGGCAAUUCUUCACCAUAAGUUUAUGAUAAUUUGCAAAACUGAUCAUUCUACAUUUAAAUCUUUUAUUGAUUGCACUCUGGUGGUAGAUUAUAACUAUGUGAUAUGUAUUCAUUUACAUUUAUGGAUUCAAAACCCCCAAAUCCAAAUACCUAUCAACCAAGUGACGGUAGCUUUGUAUGUAGAGUUGUUGUUCAUAUAGUUUCUUUUUAUGGCAACUAUUAUCAGUGAGUACUAAUUGUUCAUGAUAAAUUCUUUUUUCUGUAAAUUUUUCUGCUAUUAACUUUGCAAUUUUAAUUUAGGAUUAAUAUUGGAAUUGAUAACUUUAGUUCUGGAUUUGUGAAAGAAGUAAAGAACUUUGUAGUUUACUAUAAAUAAGUUAGUGUGCUAUAGUGUGAAGUUCAUUUUCAAAUAGGAAAAAGUGCCCUUCAGAUUUUUAUAAUGAAUUUUUUGUCAAAAAAUAUUAAGUAACCUUGUUUUUCAUGUGAUAUUGUUUGAAAGAAGUGUAUUUCCUUCUAACUUGAUGAUGAGUAUAACUUGUGCAGUUUAUGUUGGCCUUAGAAAAGUUCCCAUAAAAUACAUUUUAAAACUCCAGUUGCUUUAUUCCCUUCUUUCUUUUACUCCAGCCUAAAUGCUAGAUGAGAGCAGAAUUCUACAAGUAAAUUGUGAACUAGCCAGUUGAACUUUUUGUCACCAGGGUUUCAUCUGAAAAUAUGAAAAAAAAAUUGAAAUAAUGUUAUCUAAUGUAUAUGUUUUGUGGCAAAUUACCAGUAUUAAAUGGAUGGUAGCAAAGUGCUUGAGAACCUGGGAUAAAAAGCUCCAUGAAAAUGCAACAUGGCAGCAGCAAUGGAAACUGAACAGCUGGGUGUUGAAAUCUUUGAAACUGCAGAGUGUGAGGAAAAUGUCGAAUCACAAGAACAGCCUAAAUUGGAGCCAUUUUAUGUUGAGAGAUAUUCCUGGAGUCAGCUUAAGAAACUGCUUGCAGAUACCAGGAAAUACCAUGGCUACAUGAUGGCUAAGGCACCACAUGAUUUUAUGUUUGUAAAGAAGAAUGAUCCAGAUGGCCCUCAUUCAGACAGGGUCUAUUACCUUGCCAUGUCUGGUGAGAAUAGAGAAAAUACACUAUUUUACUCCGAAAUUCCCAAAACCAUCAACAAAGCAGCAGUUUUAAUGCUGUCUUGGAAGCCACUCUUAGAUCUUUUUCAGGCAACCCUGGACUAUGGAAUGUAUUCUCGAGAAGAAGAAUUAUUAAGAGAAAGAAAACGCAUUGGAACCAUUGGAAUUGCUUCUUAUGAUUAUCACCCAGAAAGUGGAACAUUUUUAUUCCAAGCUGGAAGUGGAAUUUACCACGUAAAAGAUGGAGGUCCACAUGGAUUUACUCAACAACCCUUAAGACCCAAUUUAGUGGAGACCAGUUGCCCCAACAUAAGGAUGGAUCCAAAACUGUGCCCUGCUGAUCCAAACUGGAUUGCUUUCAUCCAUAGCAAUGACAUCUGGAUAGCGAACAUUGUAACUAGGGAAGAAAGGAGGCUCACCUAUGUGCACAAUGAGCUUGCUAACAUGGAAGAGGACCCAAGAUCUGCUGGGGUUGCUACCUUUGUCCUUCAGGAAGAAUUUGAUAGAUAUUCUGGCUAUUGGUGGUGUCCAGAGGCAGAACCAGCUCCUAAUGGAGGAAAAAUUCUUCGAAUUCUAUAUGAAGAAAAUGAUGAAUCAGAAGUGGAAAUUAUUCAUGUUACAUCUCCCAUGUUAGAGACCAGAAGGACAGAUUCCUUCAGAUAUCCCAAAACAGGCACAGCAAAUCCAAAAGUCACUUUUAAGAUGUCAGAAGUAACGAUUGAUGCUGAAGGAAGGAUUGCAGAUGUGGUGGAUAAGGAACUAGUCCAGCCCUUUGAAGUUCUGUUUGAAGGAGUUGAGUAUAUUGCCCGAGCUGGAUGGACUCCAGAGGGAAAAUAUGCUUGGUCCAUCCUACUAGAUCGUUCCCAGACCCGACUACAGAUAGUAUUAAUAUCCCCUGCAUUAUUUAUCCCAGUAGAAGAUGAUGCAAUGGAACGACAGAAACUAAUAGAUUCAGUGCCUGAUUAUGUGACACCACUCAUUAUUUAUGAAGAAACAACAGACAUCUGGAUAAAUAUCCAUGAUAUCUUUUAUGUUUUUCCCCAAAGUCAUGAAGAUGAAAUAGAGUUUAUUUUUGCCUCAGAAUGCAAAACAGGUUUCCGACAUCUGUAUAAAAUUACAUCCAUUUUAAAGGAGAGCAAGUAUAAACGAUCUAAUGGAGGACUACCUGCUCCAAGUGAUUUCAAAUGCCCCAUCAAGGAAGAAAUAGCAAUUACAAGUGGUGAAUGGGAAGUGCUUGGCCGACAUGGAUCAAAUAUCCAAGUUGAUGAAGUACAGAAGCUGGUGUAUUUUGAAGGCACCAAAGACUCCCCGUUAGAACAUCACUUGUAUGUGGUCAGCUAUGACAAUCCUGGAGAGGUGACAAGAUUGACAGAUCGUGGCUACUCUCAUUCCUGCUGUAUUAGCCAGCAUUGUGAUUUAUUUAUAAGUAAAUACAGUAAUCAGAAGAAUCCACACUGUGUGUCCCUUUACAAGCUCUCAGGUCCUGAAGAUGACCCAGCCCGGAGAACAAAGGAAUUUUGGGCCACUAUUUUAGAUUCAGCAGGUCCUCUUCCUGACUACACACCCCCAGAAAUCUUCUCAUUUGAAAGUACUACAGGAUUCACCUUAUAUGGAAUGAUGUACAAACCUCAUGAUCUACAGCCUGGGAAAAAAUAUCCCACUGUGCUGUUCAUCUAUGGUGGUCCUCAGGUUCAGCUGGUGAAUAAUCGGUUUAAAGGAGUCAAGUAUUUUCGCUUGAAUACUUUGGCAUCUUUGGGUUAUGUAGUUGUGGUAAUAGACAACAGGGGAUCUUGUCAUCGAGGGCUUAAAUUUGAAGGUGCCUUCAAAUAUAAAAUGGGUCAAAUAGAAAUUGAAGACCAGGUGGAAGGACUUCAAUACCUAGCAUCUCAAUAUGAUUUUAUUGAUUUAGAUCGUGUGGGCAUCCAUGGCUGGUCCUAUGGAGGAUACCUCUCUUUGAUGGCAUUAAUGCAGAGGUCAGAUAUCUUCAGGGUUGCGAUUGCUGGAGCUCCAGUUACUCUGUGGAUUUUCUAUGAUACGGGAUAUACAGAACGUUAUAUGGGUCACCCCGACCAAAAUGAACAGGGGUAUUACCUAGGAUCUGUGGCCAUGCAAGCGGAGAAGUUCCCUUCUGAACCUAAUCGUUUAUUGCUAUUACAUGGGUUCUUGGAUGAAAAUGUUCACUUUGCACACACCAGUAUAUUACUGAGUUUUUUAGUAAGGGCUGGGAAGCCAUAUGAUUUACAGAUCUAUCCUCAGGAGAGACACAGCAUAAGAGUCCCUGAAUCUGGAGAACAUUAUGAACUGCAUCUUUUGCACUAUCUUCAAGAAAAUCUUGGUUCACGAAUUGCUGCUCUAAAAGUGAUAUAAUUGUGACUUUUGUGGAACUCUGGUACAUGGCUGCUUAACCAAAUGAGGAGGUUUAAUCUGUAGAAAAUAUAGAAAACUGAUCAUCACAUUUUGGUGCCUGCUAUUUAACAUUCACUUCUGAAAGUAAAUUUGGUGCCAUACCGGAAUCUACAGUACAUGAAUAGCAACCUCAUUCCUUAACACACAAAGAACUGAACAAUGUAAAUUUCCAUGGACACAGCAAUACCAUGAGAAUUACUGAGAGAAGCUAAAACAUUUGCAGCACAUAUCAACACCAUCAUAUUUCCACCUUUUAAAAGCAUUGUAAGCCUCAUGGAUUUAAUUGGUGUAUUUUUACAUUAUAUUUGAGUUUGUUACAUUAUGGUAAUACUAGGUGAUUGGUUCACUACAAUUCCUGAAUCUCUGGCUAAUUACAAAUUUGGUAGCACUUAAGUGUAAUUGAAUAGCUUAUGCUUCAUUGCUUGGGGUGUGUCCAGCAUGUUAAGAACUAAUCACUAUUAAAGCUAUGACUUAACCAAUUGUUAAUGAUUUUAAGGAAUAAUUCUAGUGGCCUCCUAAAGACACUCAUUUUGGUUUAAAGUUCUUCCCAGUUUUUCAUUGAGUUUCAGCUGUGUCUAGUAAAAAAAAAAAAAAUACUAAUUUUUCUUUGAUGAUAUCACAAGAUGGAUUUUACCUGAUUUACUUUCACAUAAAGGACAGUAACUGUAUUUGUAGCAUGAUUUUUAACUAAUCUUAUGGCAUUAAUAAUUACAUGCAGAUUAAUUUUAAAUUGAAUGACUAUAACUUAAAUAUUUGCAGGCUGUUUUUUCCCUUAGGAAAAGAAAAGUAUAUAUUUACUUUACUUCUUCAAAAAAAUUGUUGAUACCCAAUUUUUCAUAUACCAUUUCCUUACAUCAAAGACAGAGAUGGGAGGUGAGGAAAAUGUGGAAGGGAAACAUAGGGAAGUGAGAGUGGGAAUAUGGAUCUUUUUAAGUCCAAAAUGUAAGUGCCACUUGACUGGAAAAAUUCAUGAAAAAAAUUAGGAAAUGAGAUUUUUAAUUCUUAGAAUAUUAACUAAGAAAACCAAAGUAAAAUAAACUAAUCAGCCCUAAGUCAGCAUAAUCCUAAACUGACUAUAUUCAGGAGAAUUCUUUAUAAAUUUUUUAGAAACCAACAUUUAUAGUCCCUACUUUUUAAGUGGUUCUAGUGAGCACAAAAAGCUUUUUGGAAAUGGCAAGCUUAAAUUUAAUUUAAUUUAAUUUAAAAUAUCCAACAGAUUUCUUUAUCAUAAGUUUAUCCCCUUAUUCAUGCAUUAUUCUCUUCAUUGUUUAAAAAUUGUAUAUAAUUAUCUAUUUUAAGUUUCCCUAAAAUAAACUCUGAUAAUGAAAUUAUUCUGGUUUACCCCUAACAUUUGAAUGUUCAAGGGUUUUCAUAUGCUUUCAGGUAUUGAUUGAGUUCUAUUGGAGUGUUGGGGUAGAAGGGCAGAAUUUUCUUGUUGCUAGGAGACCUGGGUAAGAGCUUAGCAAGAAGGAAAGCUUAACUUUAAAAAAAUCUACUCAACCCUUCUAAUCAUGAGCACUAUUAUUUUCUUGGAAAGAAGUUGUUGUAUUUAGGAGCAAGAGUCCCUAGAGAGAAUGUGGAAAUUUCUAUUGUUUAUCACAUACUGACUGUAGAUUUUGUCUACAGAGCACAUACUUACCAGGAAAAAAAAAAAAAGAUAUUAUCUCUAUGG